AUGAACAAACAGGACGCGGUCGCCCUUGCACAUCUUGAAAAGGUCGACUCCAAGGACUCUCAACAUCGCAAUGAACUUGGGGAAGAUGCAACUCAGCUCGAAGGCUACUGGAGCUCGCCGCGCCUCCUCGGCUCUCUGCUUGCUACCAUCCUCCUGGCCAACAGCCUUUAUAUCGGCUAUGGAAUGCCCACCAAUGUCCUCUCGGUUAUCAAUGCUGAUAUCGGACCCUCGCCGAACAUAUAUCUCAUCUCGCUGGUCUACACUCUGUUCACGGGAGUGCUCCACUUAUUCUUCAGCCGUCUUUCUGAUAUCCUUGGGAGAAGGUAUUUUCUCAUCGGAGGACAGUUCGUCGGGGUGGUUGGCUCUGUCAUCUGCGCCACAGGCAAUACUGUCAACGUUCUUGUCGGUGGAAGUGUCCUGGCCGGUAUUGGCGGUGCAGCACAAUUGCUUUACCCAAUCAUCAUACACGAACUGAUUCCCAAUAAGCACCGACACUGGGCCCAGGCGGGAGUAACCCUCAGCGUUCUGCCCACUCUGGGCUUUGGCCCCGCCAUCGCACGCACAAUGAUUGCCCAGACCAGUAUGGGUUGGCGAGGUGUUUACUGGCUUAAUGUUGCCGUGUCUGGAGCGUCUGUUCUUCUUUACCUCACCUGCUACUUUCCUCCAAACUUCCACAUGAUCAAUAGCGAACUGACCAAAUGGCAAGAGGUCAAAACGAUGGAUUACGGCGGUCUCUUCCUAUACUUCAGUGGCCUUAUCCUGGUUCUAUUGGGGUUCACCUGGGCCCAGGGGAUAUAUGCGUGGAACAGUGCGCAUGUUAUCACCUCCCUGGUCGUGGGCUCUCUUGUACUGGUUGCCUUCGCUAUAUAUGAGAUAUAUAUGCCACUCAAGCAGCCCCUGUUACCAGUCAAGCUCUUCAAGAUCCCUAAUAUCACGGCGUGUGUUGUCGUCGGGUCGACCAUGCAGAUGGUCUGGCUAGCUCUGAACAUUUUCUGGCCGCUUCAGAUCAAUAUGCUGUUCACAACGGACGAGGUCACUAUUGGAUUGCUGUCCUGCACGACGGGCAUAGCCUUGACCGCGGGAGAGCUCAUAUUCGCCCCCCUUUUCAGGGGCAUCGGGCACCUGAAGUGGCAGGUCGUCGCUGCAAGUUUGAUGACCGCUGUGUUUGGUACUGCGAUGGCAGCAGUGACAUACAAAACGGAAAAAGUGGGCAUUGCUUUCACCAUCCUCGCUGGGCUCGCAGUCGGGUGGAUCGAAUUAGUAACCAUUGUCAUUACUGGACUCGUGGCUCCACCAAACGAUAUCGGUGUUGCUCAAGGAUUUUUCAGCUCAAUUAGAUUAGUGUUCGGCACUAUUGCUGUCAGUAUCUACCUCGCGAUUUACAGCAACCGAUUGACUGCCUUCCUACCUCAGGAGAUCGUUCCUGCCGUCCAGGAAGCAGGUCUCCCCACCAGCAGCGUUCCUGAUCUUUUCGUCGCCAUAAGUAAUGGCACUUCUGCAGCCCUGGAGAACGUCCCUGGAAUGACCGAAGUGGUUGUGGAAGCCCUUGGGCUUGCCACGAAGCACGCAUAUGCCCAUUCUUUUAAAGUUGUGUACCUGGCAACUAUAGCGUUUACGGGACUUGGGCUUAUUGCCUCAUUCUGGAUUGUGGACGUGAGUUCUUUCCUCACGAACUACGUCAAUAAGACCAUUCAUAGGCCAAAAAUUACAAAGAAGGCACAAGAGGACGUGUAA
Exophiala aquamarina CBS 119918 is the source of this 1734-nucleotide messenger RNA. RefSeq lists its product as uncharacterized. Lineage: Eukaryota; Fungi; Ascomycota; Eurotiomycetes; Chaetothyriales; Herpotrichiellaceae. The record is from RefSeq and is a predicted model, not a curated record. Gene Ontology annotation, biological process: transmembrane transport. The coding region runs from base 1 to 1734 and encodes 577 amino acids. Gene Ontology annotation, molecular function: transmembrane transporter activity. The transcript is spliced from 2 exons.